AUCUCAUAGUUAAAAAGGCUACGACAAAUUUUAAAUACCACAGUUAAAUAUAGAAGCUAGAAAACUUUUAAAAAAUUGUCAUUUGUUUAAUUUUGUUUUUGCCUGCAAAUGUCGCUAAGUGCGGGGGAUAUCGAUGGCAUCAUUGCGCAAUUGUCCAAUCUGAAGGGCGGCUAUUCCCAGCUGAGUGCGGAGCUGAUCAGCGCGCUGUGCGACCAGGCACGCGUUGAGUUUAGGAAGCGGCCGAUGCUGCUGAAGCUGGAGGCGCCGGUGAAUGUGGUCGGGGAUCUGCACGGCCAGUUUGGGGAUCUGCUGCGCAUAUUCGAGGCAUGCGGCUAUCCGCCGAAGAGAAGCUACCUCUUUCUGGGCGAUUAUGUGGAUCGCGGCAAGCAGUCGCUAGAGACGAUCAGCCUGCUAUUUGCCUACAAGGUGCGCUAUCCGGAGCAGAUGCAUCUGCUGCGCGGCAAUCACGAGUGCGCGAGCAUCAACAAGAUCUACGGCUUCUACGAUGAGAUAAAGCGACGUCAUAACGUCAAGCUCUGGCGCUGCUUUGUGGAUUGCUUCAACAAUAUGCCGGUGGCCGCCGUAGUUGCCGAUCGCAUCUUCUGCUGCCACGGCGGAUUGUCGCCCCAUUUAGAGAGUGUGCAACAGAUACGCGAUUUGCCGCGACCCACAGAUGUGCCGGACUCGGGCCUGCUCUGCGAUCUGCUCUGGGCCGAUCUCAAUCAUAGCAGCCAGGGCUGGGGCACGAAUGAGCGCGGCGUCAGCAUCACCUACUCGGACGAUGUUGUGCGCGAGUUUCUCAGUCGCCACGAUUUCGAUUUGAUUUGUCGCGCCCAUGAGGUGGUCGAGGACGGCUACGAGUUCUUUGGCCAUCGGCGACUGGUCACCAUAUUCUCCGCCCCAAAUUAUUGUGGUCAAAUGAACAAUUCGGGCGCUGUUCUCAAGAUAAGCAAGAAUCUGAAAUGUUCAUUCACCAUCAUCCAGCCCACGGAACUUUUUGAGUAUACCAAGCCGGCGCCCAAGGUGAUCUACACGAACUGCUGAAGCUACAUAUGUAUCUCAACGAUUUCCUCUCACAUCGCUUUGUUUAAUUGUGCAACUGUCGCAAGUCAAGUUCUGAAAUCAAAGCAUUUGGAAUCAGUCAA
This is a messenger RNA of Drosophila montana, 1145 nucleotides long. It is a transcript of the gene PpY-55A, whose product is annotated as Protein phosphatase Y at 55A. The record is from RefSeq and is a predicted model, not a curated record. Lineage: Eukaryota; Metazoa; Arthropoda; Insecta; Diptera; Drosophilidae. The transcript is spliced from 2 exons. The coding region runs from base 109 to 1044 and encodes 311 amino acids. Gene Ontology annotation, molecular function: protein serine/threonine phosphatase activity. Gene Ontology annotation, cellular component: nucleus; cytoplasm.